AUGAGUACCAGCAGCAGCGCAAUGGCGUUCAUAUGUGACAGUCAAAAGGGCCAUAAACGCGGGGAGAGAGAGGCUGAAGUUUAUGGUUGCCUCUCUCCGGCAUAGUCCGGCCUUGCCUCGCCUGGCGCAUCCUUUACUGCGCGCUGGAAUUCCGUCCCUAAUUACUGGACAUCCUCCCGGUUGCUGCAGCAACGCGGCCAUAAAAUCUGUCUGAGAGUCUGGAGCAUUUGUACAAUUGGAGUGCAGUGCAAUAAACCGUCUGAGACCCAAGGUUAUCAACUCUGUUACCAAGGAGGUGAGAGCGAAGACAGGGGAGAGGACGGAUAGGAAAGGCCUCUGCUCACUGGCGGCUUCGACUUCAUUUGAGAGGGCUUUUCCCUCCUCGCAGGUUGUCCUCCUUGGAUCAGAGUAGUGGCCAUGGGGUUUGUGCUCAAUCGGAGACGCUUCUUCCUGCCACAGGGCGGCGCUGUUGAAAUCAAUGUCAUUGUCGUGGAUCUUUUUGUCUGCAAGAACUCGAACCCAGCAAAAUAA
Molecule: messenger RNA, 531 nt
Organism: Coregonus sp. 'balchen'
Lineage: Eukaryota; Metazoa; Chordata; Actinopteri; Salmoniformes; Salmonidae
Source: the annotation of a GenBank genome assembly